AUGGCGUCGGGUGUAACGGCAGCAAUGGGAUCAGAGGACAUGACAGCCCAUCGUGGAUUCAGUGAUGAAAAAUACUCUUUGUUGAUUGUCAUCGGUGCGCUCUAUCGACCGCAUAUACUGGACUAUAUUGUGGUGGAGAUUGAACGAGGUAUUCGUGCAUGGGAUGUGGACUUAACAGUGUGCAACUUGGAUGAGCAGCUCAAACUCUUCAUUUCUCAGCAUUCUUUGGAUCAGUCCAAGGAUGUAAGAGGUCAAAGAACAUUGCAAUUCACCAAAGAAGUACUGGACAUUAGGGUUGUAGUAAAUCCAUCUGAAGGGGUUCUCUACUCUGAGGUGCACAGCUUGAUCUCAGGCAUAUCUCGACACAAGCUUUUGGUGCUCACAGGACAGUCUCUUGAGGAAACGGGGGACCUGGUCCUGCACACUGGACAGUUCUCUCCAAAUGAUUUCACCCAGGUCUUUUCAGAUGAAGAGAUUCAACCACUCUUAAACUCUGUGAGCAUAUAUGGCAAAGCAAAUCUCACCUUAAGCUGCCCUAAAACUGGAAAAUGGAAAAACUCUGUGCUAGGGAAACACAACAUUCAUGAUAUUAUCGACAUUAAGGUGAAUCCUAUAAUGGUACUACCCAAAAUGGGAGGCCUUCAGGAGUUCACAGACCACCUUUCUGAGUCCUUAGAGUCACAGUCUCCAUUUGACCUCUUGGAGCCCCCUGGCACAGUGGGAUUCCUCAAACUAUGUCGCCCGUGCUGUUAUGUCUUUCCAGGAGGCAGAGGAGACUGUGCCUUCUUUGCUGUCAAUGGCUUCAAUGUUUUGGUCAAUGGUGGAGCAGAUCCACGCUCUUGUUUCUGGAAGCUGGUCAGGCAUUUGGACCGCAUUGACUCAGUGCUCCUUACACAUGUUGGAACAGAUAACCUGCCAGGAGUUAACAGCCUGUUGGAGAGGAAGGUUGCAGAGCUUGAUCAAAGUAAAACUGACUCACAGGAAAAGGAGCAAUGGCUGAAAAAUCUGAUCUCCCCAGAACUUGGUGUAGUGUUCCUCAAUGCCCCAAACAGACUUAAAAAGCUUCAAGGUGACCCUAAUGUACUACGAAGCAGUGAUCUAGCAGCACUUACUUUACAGCAUUUGGAAAAACUAAAGAUCCCACCAGAGCCACUUCUUCGCAAUUCAAGUGGCUCGAUAGAGCCAGUCAUUCUUUUCCAGAAAAUGGGAGUGGGGUGUCUUGAACUUUAUAUCCUAAAUCCAGUCAAAUGUAGCAAAGACUUAGAGUCUUUCAUGCAUAACUGGCCAGAUAAUAACUCUAAAUCCAAGAGCUUGGAUAUCCCCCUGACCUCUCUGGUCUCUAUAUGUGCUUUGCUUGUUUGGCAUCCUGCCAGCCCAAUUGAGAAUAUUGUAAGAGUUCUAUUUCCUGGCUCUACACCACAAGGUAAGAUCAUGGAUGGUCUGGAGAGGUUGAAGCAUCUAGAUUUUCUCAAGCGGCCCGUAGUGUGCUCCAAUGAUUUUGAGACAUCAAAAUCAGAUAAGUCUCCAAAACUUGCAAAGAGUCAGGACAGUCCCAAAUCUAAUUACAAGGAACAAAGAACAAGUAAUGGCGCUUCAAAGGACCGAUCUCUUCAUGGAGAUCUAGAGCUAAAAGAAAAAUCCAAAGGUAUGAAUGGAAAUGAUCCAAAAAGUGAAGAAAGACUGAAAUCCGUUGACAGCAGUGUAAAACUAAAACCCUCGUUACCCUCUAAACUCGUUACAAGGAAGGAGUCUUUAAAGGGCAAAAGCAGUGACAAAACAAGCAUGUCAGAUUUAAAAAGACAAGAAAAUGGACAGAGAAAAAAUUCAGGUGGUAAGGAUUCUUUGACGAGCAGAUCAAAGUCAGAUAGCAAAUAUGAUGUAAAAACCGAAGAGAAAAAAAACACAGCAAAGUUUCUUGGAAAAGAUAGCGAGAAAAAAUCAACAGGCUUAUUAAACUCAAAUAAGCCUGGAAAUGUAAAAAAUGGAGCAAAGCCAAAUAAGCAGGCUGAGGACAAAGCCAAAAACUUCAAAUCUAAUAAGGAGCAGCAGAAUCAGAAGCUGUCAACAGACUCAGAAGAUGUAAAUUGCCCAGUAAUAUCUUCACCAGAAGAUAUGACAGCAGAAUGUUUGGAAGUGGACAAAGAACAACAUGAAUUACUCAUGGAAAAGCAACACACAGACACUGGGAACCUGAAAAGUGGCUCAAUAUGUAAUGUGCAGUCUAAGUGUAGUCCUAUAGUAAACCCUAGCAAGGCCACAGUGUCUGCAGGACCCUUUUACAAAACAAAAAAUGUGCAUUGUGUGAAUCUGGAUCUCACUCCCACUGAGUAUACUUUGCUUAAUGGGGCUUUGAAUGACAAUAUUUCAAAAAAUGGGCACGAGGAAGUUUGCGUCAGUCCUGAUGAAAAGACUUUAGAGUUAACUAGUGCUGGCCAUACUCCUUAUCACCUGUCACCUGAGGAGACCUGGGCCUCCAGGGAUCAUAAUAGUCUUGGGCUUAAGAUGUGUCUUGGUUCAGAGAGCCAGCAUAUGGUAUUGGUCAAGCUUUCAGAGUCUGGAUGCCCUAAAAGCAACCAGGAGAGCAUCUCUACUUCCUCCAAAGAGAAACAUUCUAGUUUCCUGUCACUCAGCUCUUUCAAGGAUAUAAUACCUGAUAUAUCUCCCACUAUAUAUACCACCACUCACUCAAUGCCAGCUGAAGUAAGUUCACCACAGUCCACUGAGGUUGAUGAGUCACUGUCAAUGUCUUUUGAACAAGUUCUGCCUACAGUCAGUGAGUCCACCAAUGAAGAUGAAACAUCCUACUCCAGUGGACAACAAGACAAUUCUGAUUUCAAAGUAGCAAUGUCUUUGUCUAUUAAGAAGCCUCACACUCAAAGGGCACUUAAGGAUGGCUCUGAUGGGUGCCUGCAUGGACCACAUGGUCUAGUGUUUGAUACUUCCCAUGAUGUCGACCUUUGCUUGGUCUCUCCAUGCGAGUUCAAACAUUUCAAACCUGCUGGCAAUCAAGAGGAUCCAAUCUUACCAGGAAUUAGUAACACCAGUCCGCUCAACAAUUCUGAUGAUAGUGACCACUCCCAAGAUGCAACAAAACCCCUUGCACAAGCAUGUUCAGGUAACAGGGCCACUCAUCCAGCUCAGGAGACUACUCUCACCUCUACCAAUGACUGUUUUCCCACAGCCACAGACUCAGAUGUACAUAUUGGAAUAGAAGAUUGUCCAUCAAUUACAGCGGAUGGACUUCUAGAUUCUGAUGAAGAAGCUGGUGUUCAAUCCCAGAACAUAAAUGACGGGUUGAAUUCUUAUCAACUGAACCAUCCUUUGCCUCAGGAUCCCCCACCUGCUCCUGUAAAAGACUUGCCUCCUCUUCCACCUCAGCCUGGUGCCUGCAUGCCGGAUCCUAUUAACAGUGUAAAGGCUGGAGCAACAAAAGCCAGAAAACUAGUGGGAGUUACACAGAGGUUAGCAUCCUCUAGUAUUUCAACACAAGGCACCAAAACCAGAACUGGAAGUCAAGGAUCUGUUAGUAGCUUGAGAAGCAGCUCAGCUGGAGACACUCUGGCAAGUCAAAGCACAAGAUCUGCUCCUAAAAGAUCAACCACAGCAGGUAGCAAAGUUGGCACUUCAGUAUACUUGGAUCUGGCUUAUCUUCCAUCGGGCCAUGCUGCUUCCACUGUUGAUGUUGAGUUCUUCUGCCGCUUGCGAUCAUCCUGUUACAUAAUUAGUGGGGAUGACACGCUCAAGGAAGGCUUGAUGAAGUCCAUUCUGGAUGCAUUAUUGGAGGGAAAAUCUGUAUGGCCUGAGGAUGUGCCGGUGACCUUGAUUCCUACAUUUGAAUCGCUGAUGAUGCAUGAGUGGUACCUGGAAACUCUAGAAAAACAACGGCAAUGGGGCAUUACAGUCCUAGGCAGCAACAGCACUGUGGCUAUGCAGGAAGAGACAUUCCCUGCCUGUAAAGUAGAAUUCUGGUAGAUGGACUGUGAUGACACAUGUUUUACCUUUUCCACUUUUUGUUAAUGUUAUGCUUAAAGGAUGAGACCUACUUUUACACACUUUGACCACCACAAUAUGUACAGUUACGUUCUUGCAGAGGCAAUCCUAGCAAAUGACUGAUAGGAAAAGUGCAUAUAUUGUGCUUGUGACAGAUUAAUAAGCAGGUAGGCCCACAAUACACAUGCAGUGAAAUCACAAGUGUUAUACAGUAGCAACACCCAUAGUUUAAUUUUAUCCUCCAGUAACAAAUUUGGUUUCUGGUUGACAAAGAGUAUACAUACUAUAUUAGCACACAAGAUAAACCAUCAUAAUUAAUUAUUAAAUGUUGCAAAAUUGAACAUAGGCCAGAUCUCCGUACUUUAUGGAGGAGGCAUACGAACUUGAAUGGUAAAUUAAGAAUGCAGUCUUGAGUCUAAUAAUCACAGUCCAGUUUGGGAAAAUGUGCCUGAACACAAUGGAACUAGUUAAUUGCAUUGAUAAUUUCACAUUCUGACUGUGCAUGAAGAAGAUAACGAAUAGCCAUUCAAACAAAAAAGCAAUUGAAAGCAUAGGGUCAUACUUAUAUAGCUGCUUUUAAUUGUACUUGACAGAUAUGCUCUGUAUAGUUUGCAUUGUUCUUAUUUACAUCAUUCUCCAGUCCCUUUGACUGUUUGGGGACCAGUAGCUUUACACUAACCCACACAAAUAGGGUAUGAAUGCACUGCACUAUGUAAACUGUCACUUAUUUCUGGUAAGAAAUCUGUAAAAAAAAAUAUGGCCGCAUGACAUGUAAUUGACGAUUUCAGUUGUUUUAUUUGGUUAAUGGUUGGACAUGUUCUCUAGCCUUGCUGAAGAGGGGUAGAAGUGCCAACUGCAUGACGUUAAGUAUAGGCCUAAUAUUAACUGUAGAUCUUCCAAUAUCUGUGCCUACUGUGUUUUUGUAAAAUACCAAUUGCUGUAGAGCACGCUGGCCCUAAUAGUACAUACCGGAACUAUACAAAGGAUGCCUGGUAAGUUUGUGGGUUAUAAUAGAUUGAAAUGUGUAGGAAAGGUGUGUAAUAUACUUAAAUAUGUGUAACAUUAAGUAUAUGAAUUAAAAUGAUAUUAAAUGUAAUUGUAAA
Messenger RNA from Myxocyprinus asiaticus (Chinese sucker), 5093 nucleotides. RefSeq names its product microtubule-associated protein 1S-like. Bases 1 to 3972 code for a protein of 1323 amino acids. The transcript is spliced from 7 exons. Gene Ontology annotation, molecular function: microtubule binding; actin binding. Gene Ontology annotation, biological process: axonogenesis; dendrite development; regulation of microtubule depolymerization. NCBI's taxonomy places the organism in Eukaryota, Metazoa, Chordata, Actinopteri, Cypriniformes, Catostomidae. Gene Ontology annotation, cellular component: dendrite; neuronal cell body; microtubule. The record is from RefSeq and is a predicted model, not a curated record.